This is a messenger RNA of Candidozyma haemuli, 366 nucleotides long. RefSeq lists its product as uncharacterized. The transcript has a single exon. The coding region runs from base 1 to 366 and encodes 121 amino acids. The record is from RefSeq and is a predicted model, not a curated record. Gene Ontology annotation, biological process: response to oxidative stress. Lineage: Eukaryota; Fungi; Ascomycota; Pichiomycetes; Serinales; Metschnikowiaceae.
AUGACUCUUGCCACGGAAUUCGCUGAGACGACCCGUCGUUCUCUAACCCAGGGUGAGAUGAGAAAAAGAGUGAUUCACUUGUACAGAAGAUACAUCAGAAACUCUAAAGAGUUCUGCAACUUGUACGAGUUGGAUAUGCCUGUCUCUAACGUCAAGACCAAGAUAAGACAAGAGUUCGAAAGACAAAGAUUCGUUAACGACUUGGGCGUUACCAAUGUUCUUUACGCUAAGGGCCAGAUGGAGUUCCAAGAAUUAAUCAACUUCUGGAAGCAGCAGUGUCAUGUCAUGAGAUACUUCGAAGACCAGGAGAGCUACAACACCGUUGACAAGAACGACUUCGUCAAGAACUUCUUGAGAGGCAACUAA